Lethenteron reissneri (Far Eastern brook lamprey) is the source of this 2363-nucleotide messenger RNA. RefSeq names its product cystine/glutamate transporter-like. Gene Ontology annotation, molecular function: L-amino acid transmembrane transporter activity. Gene Ontology annotation, biological process: amino acid transmembrane transport. Gene Ontology annotation, cellular component: membrane. NCBI's taxonomy places the organism in Eukaryota, Metazoa, Chordata, Hyperoartia, Petromyzontiformes, Petromyzontidae. The record is from RefSeq and is a predicted model, not a curated record.
CAGUGUUGAGUCUAUGGGUAGUGUUGGGUCUUUGGGCAGUGUUGAGUCCUCCCGCCCCCACUCCCACGUCCCCACGAGCCCCCGCCACCCACCACCCCCCAAGUUCACAAGAACAACAAGAUGGCUAAACAAGAUGUAUGCACGAGAUGUAUAAAUCUCCCUCCAAAUCCUCCUCCAGCACAUUCCUGAGACGCAGCGGCUCCCUCUGUAGCCAGGCGCACAAAGACGGCUGGGAGUCGCCGGACAAGUCGACGUCACCACCACCGCUGCCGUCGUUCAACCCGCAGUGUCAACCCCGGGGCGGGGCCGCUGGAAACCCAACCGCCAACCUCUGCAACAAAAACAACAACAACGACAACAACAACUACGACAACAACAACGACAUCAACAACAACGACAACAACAACGACGACAACGACGACAACGAGCGAUGUCAUCGCCCAUUGGUGACUUCGGCGGUGACGUCGGCGUCUGUGACGUCACAGACGCCUCCCGCCGUCGGCCCGUGGCCGUCCCCUCGGCGGCGAGCGCGGGCCCCGUGGCCUUGCGGCGCAAGAUCGGCCUGUGGCGCGGGGUGGCGGUGCUCGUAGGCACCAUCGUGGGCAGCGGCAUCUUCAUCUCGCCCUCGGGGGUGCUGCGCCACGCCGGCUCGCCGGGCUGGGCCCUCGUGGUGUGGCUCGCCUGCGGACUUCUCUCCCUGCUCGGGGCCCUGUCGUACGCCGAGCUGGGCACCACGUACCGCAAGUCUGGCGGCCACUACAUCUACCUGCUGGAGACGCUGGGGCCCGCGCCCGCCUUCCUGCGCCUCUGGACCGAGUUCAUUAUCGUGCGGCCGGCCAUCACUGCCGUGGUGGCUCUGGCGUGUGGCCGCUACGCCCUGGCCCCCGUCUUCUCCCCGUGCCCCCCGCCGCUGCUCGCCGUGCAGCUCGUGACGGCCCUCGCCGUCACUCUCGUGGUGGUUGUGAACGCGUGGAGUGUGUCGUGGACGGCGCGCAUCCAGACCGUGCUGGUGGCCGUGAAGCUGGGCGCCAUCGCCCUCAUCGCGGUACCAGGCUUGGUGCACAUCGCCCGUGGCCACACGGAGAACUUUGUGGGGGCGUUUGAGGUGCCACCGGAGCGCAGCGUGGGGACUCUGCCCCUCGCCCUCUACGCAGGGAUGUUCGCUUACGCCGGCUGGUUCUGUUGUUGUUGUUGCUGCUUCAGGUUCUACAUGAACUUCAUCACGGAGGAGGUCAAAUCACCCGAGCGCACCCUGCCGCUAGCGAUCUGCAUCUCGAUGGCCAUCGUCACGGCCUCCUACCUGGUGAUGAACGUCGCCUACCUCGCCGUGCUCAGCGAGCCGGCCAUCCUCGCCUCGCCCGCCGUCGCCAUGAACUUUGCAGAGAAGACCCUGGGCAGCUUCUCCACCAUCAUCCCCAUCCUGGUGUCGCUCAGCUGCUUGGGCAGCAUGCUCGGCGGCUUCUUCGCCUCCGCCAGGAUGUUCUUCGUGGCGUCGCGUGAGAGCCACUGGCCCCGGCUCUUCAGCAUGAUCCACGUGCGCAGGCACACGCCGCUGCCUGCCGUGCUCCUGCUGUACCCGCUGCUGCUGUGCAUGGUGUUUGUGGGCGACGUGUACAGCCUGCUGCACUUCUGCAGCGCCCCGCGCUGGCUUUUCAUGGGGCUCGUCACACUGGGCCUCGUGCGCCAGCGCCUGCUCAGCCCCGGCACCCCGCGGCCCUUCCGAGUUCCGCUGCUCGUGCCCGCGACCUUCACCCUCUGCUGCCUGUGCAUGGUGCUGGCGUCGCUGUACGCCGACCCGGUGAACGUCGGCGUGGGCUUCCUCAUCACGCUCACCGGCGUGCCGGUCUACGCGCUCACCGCCUCGCCGUGGGGACGACGCCUGCGCCGCCGCUGGAGAUGCGCCGACCGCCUCCUCGCGCGUCUCACCGUGGAGAUGCAGCUGCUGCUGGAGGUGGUGCCCCAGGAGGUGGUGACCUACUGAGGCGGCCGCCCCCCCCACCCCCCACGCAGUGACGGAUGGAGCUCAGUGCCGGGCCUGUAGCGCGUCUUGUUGUUGUUAUCAAGGGGCAAUAUAUUUAAAAAGACACAUCAAUAUUAAAAACUCAUUUUUAACUCGCAUAGUAAAGUGAUCGUAUUUUUUUUAUUUUCUAUACGGCCAGAUAAAACGGCGAAUCGCUAAACUUAAACACCCGGUCGUUUGUAAAAGUUGAAGGCGGUAUAGUACUAUAGUCAUAGAGCGAGUGCAGAAUCACUGAACCGGGAUUGAUAGCUUGAAAGCAUUGAGCGCGGGGCCAUUGAAAGUGCGGGGCCCGUAGCUACUUCAUUUGUAGUAGUACAUGUGUAGUAGCUACUACUACUACUAC